AUGGACGAUAACCUGACGGGCGCAAAGGUGAUCGCGCAGGCGCUGCACGACCUGGGCGUCGCCGUCAUCCACACGCUGGUCGGGAUCCCCGUGGCCGAGAUCGCCGAGGAGGCCAUCGACCUGGGCAUCCGCGUCGUCGGCUACCGCAACGAACAGGCCUGCAGCUACGCCGCGUCGGCCUACGGCUAUCUCACUGGCAAGCCCGCCGUGUGUCUGUUGACGGGCGGGCCGGGCAUUCUGCACGGCCUGGCUGGGAUUGGCAACGCCUCAGCCAAUGCAUUCCCGCUCCUCGUUCUCGGAGGCUCGUCCGAGUCCAGCCUCGCCACGAAAGGGGGCUUUCAAGAAAUGGACGCCAUCUCCCUCUUGACGCCGCACACCAAGAGAGCCAUCCGCCCGACGUCGCGAGACCCUUCGACCAUCGUAGCGGCCAUCCGCAACGCAUAUCGAACCGCCUGGUACGGUCGACCGGGCCCUACCUUCGUCGACCUACCCACUGAACUGAUCAUGGAGCCAGUCCCCGCGAAGAGAUCGACAUCCCACCCGCCAAUUUCUGUGCUAUCGCCGCCUAAACCGUCGGCAGAUCCAGCCCUUAUUGUCUCCGCGGCGAACCUGCUCAAGUUCGCUUCCGCUCCGCUCGUGAUUGUGGGUAAAGGCGCAGCAUCCGCCCGCGCCGAGGGCUCCAUCAGAGGCCUUGUCUCGGCCCACAACAUACCGUUCCUCCCGACGCCCAUGGGCAAGGGCAUCGUCCCGGACUCUCACCCCCUGAACACCUCGUCCGCCCGCUCUGCAGCGCUCAAGCACGCAGACGUGAUCCUCCUCCUGGGCGCGCGGUUGAACUGGAUCCUCCACUUCGGAGAGGCGCCCAAAUACCGCCCGGACGUCAAGAUCAUCCAGGUCGACAUCUCACCUGAGGAGCUGGGCCGGGCGAACAGUCUCGGUCAGCCGUCGCUCAGUAUCUUCGGGGACAUUGCCUUCGUCGUCGAUCAGCUCCGCCGGGAGCUCGGUCAGGAGUGGAAAGCAUUUCCGACCAAUACCUUCCGCUUCUCCUCGUCGCCGGCGUCACCACGGCCGUCAUCGUACCUCUCUCUCCUCGCGGCAAGCGCCGCGAAAAACGAAGAGAAAUCCGCUCGUCUGGCAACGACGUCCACGAAGCCCAAUGCGCUCCUAACAUAUGAGCGCGCCUACCACAUCAUCAAAUCCCAGCUCCACGCCCUCUCUCCCCCCGAAAACGGGCGGGUAGUCUAUGUCUCCGAGGGAGCCAAUACAAUGGACAUCUCGCGCAGCAUGUUUCCCCUCGAGUUCCCACGCCAGCGCCUCGACGCUGGGACGUACGCGACCAUGGGCGUUGGGAUGGGGUACGCGAUCGCCGCGUGGGCCGCGUACAACAUCCCGCGGAGGGGGACGAAGAAGAUCGUCGCGCUCGAGGGGGAUUCCGCGUUCGGGUUUUCGGGUAUGGAGAUCGAGACGAUGGCCCGACACAAGAUGGACGUGCUCAUCAUCGUGAUGAACAAUAGCGGGAUAUACAAGGGCGACGCAGCGGAGGAGAACCGUUGGAGAGAGAUGCAAGCGCAGACCGCGAGGGAUGACACAAAGAUUACUGCCACAACAAGGGCCCCGACGAUGGGGAAAGGGAAAGGGAAAGACGAGGAGGAUCGAAAAGAAUCGCGCCGGCGAGGACUGCGGAGUACCUCCCUCUUGUACGAGACGCGCUAUGAGUUCCUCGCCGACAUGGUCGGUGGGAGAGGCUGGCUUGUGCGCACGGAAGAUGAGUUGGCCGAGGCGACGAGGCUGGCGUUCAUCGAGCCCGAGAAGGUCUGUGUGCUGAACGUCAUCAUCGAUCCCGGCCUGAACAGCGCAGCGAGCUUCGGGUGGAUGGAAACCAAAGAGAAGCAUGGCAGCGGAGGGGGAGGAGGCGAGAGUAAAUUGUGA
Cladophialophora psammophila CBS 110553 is the source of this 1929-nucleotide messenger RNA. RefSeq lists its product as uncharacterized. Gene Ontology annotation, cellular component: peroxisome. The coding region runs from base 1 to 1929 and encodes 642 amino acids. Gene Ontology annotation, molecular function: catalytic activity; magnesium ion binding; thiamine pyrophosphate binding. The record is from RefSeq and is a predicted model, not a curated record. Lineage: Eukaryota; Fungi; Ascomycota; Eurotiomycetes; Chaetothyriales; Herpotrichiellaceae. The transcript has 2 exons. Gene Ontology annotation, biological process: fatty acid alpha-oxidation.